This is a messenger RNA of Bufo bufo (common toad), 1803 nucleotides long. RefSeq names its product sterol O-acyltransferase 2 (gene SOAT2). Gene Ontology annotation, molecular function: fatty-acyl-CoA binding; cholesterol O-acyltransferase activity; cholesterol binding. Gene Ontology annotation, cellular component: endoplasmic reticulum membrane. The transcript has 15 exons. Bases 106 to 1689 code for a protein of 527 amino acids. Lineage: Eukaryota; Metazoa; Chordata; Amphibia; Anura; Bufonidae. Gene Ontology annotation, biological process: cholesterol metabolic process; cholesterol efflux. The record is from RefSeq and is a predicted model, not a curated record.
GGUUGUCAUACACAGUUACUGUCACUGAAAGGGAGUUCAUGGGACUUUGCCCAGUUUCCAAGUAUGAAAGUAAGUCUUUGGGCACCAUCUCUGCAGUGACACACCAUGGCGUCCACUGAAGAGACAGCAGAACCCACGAUACGCCAGAGAAAGACCAACCAAACUCAGGAAAAAGCCUUUAAACAGCACGAUGGUGAUGUGUCCGAUAACAUAACAGGUCUAAUAAAAUGGAAGAGACACAUGGAGGAAGUAAAAGCAGAACUUGUGGAGGACAUGAACUGCCACCUGAGGAUUCUCCUGGAUAAAGCCAUGACAGAAGCUGUGGAGUCCUACACAAAGGAGGAUGAGACUGUACCAUCUGGUUUAAAAAAGAGACCCCGUGGUUCACUAACAGAUAGAAGGAAAGUGUUUCUGCAUCAGGCAUCAAUACUGGAUGAAUUAAUGGAGGUGGAACACUUCCAAACCAUCUACCACAUGUUUGUGGCUGCUCUUCUUGUUUUUGUGAUCAGCACAGUUGCUGUGGAUAUUAUUGACCAGGGGAGGUUAGUUCUGGAGUUUGAUCUCCUGUUUUAUUCAUUUGGGCAGUUUGGGACUGUGGUUUGGUCAUGGAUCUGCCUGUUCAUAUAUUCGCUCCUGGUGCCCUACAAAGUGUUGUCUUUCUGGGGCUCCUGGUAUCACAAGUCAAAGCACAAGCUCCUGCUAUCCACCUGUCUGGGGACAUUCCUGCUUGUCAGCCAGACGUGUGUACUCUGCAUUUUCCCCAUCUAUGUGGUAAACCAUUACCGGCUGCCUCCAGCUUCGAGCUUAAUCGUCAUUAUGGAACAGGUUCGCUUCCUAAUGAAGACUUACUCUUUUUGUAGAGAGACAAUUCCAGUUGUGCUACAGGAUGAAAGUAAAGAGAAAAAUGCCAAGACGCCUUCACUUUCUAGUUAUCUUUAUUUUCUCUUCUGUCCAACCCUGGUUUACAGAGACAGCUAUCCCAGGACACCAUACAUAAGGUGGAAAUAUGUGGCUAAGAACUUUGCCCAGUUUCUUGGCGGUAUGUUUUUUGGGUACUUUAUCAUGGUCACACUCUGCAUCCCGGUAUUCAAAAACAUGAGCAAGCAGCCAUUCAGUACCAAGACCUUGGUGCUUUCCAUCUUCCAUGCCACCCUGCCUGGUGCCUUUGUGCUGCUAAUCUCAUUCUUUGGAUUUCUGCACUGCUGGUUGAACGCAUUUGCUGAGAUGCUCCGCUUUGCAGAUCGCAUGUUUUAUAAGGACUGGUGGAAUUCCAAGUCCUUCUCCAACUACUACCGCACAUGGAAUGUGGUCGUCCAUGAUUGGUUGUAUUAUUAUGUCUACCAGGAUCUGCUAUGGCUGCUCAAGAAGCGUUUUCGCACAGGAGUGACGCUGGCUGUAUUCCUGAUCUCUGCCACUGUACAUGAAUAUGUUUUAACAAUGUCUCUUGGUUUCUUUUACCCGGUCAUGUUCUGCCUUUUUGCUCUUUUUGGAGUCAUAUUUAAUUUCAUGAUGAAUGAUAAACGGACCAGCCCAAUUUGGAAUGUGAUGUUAUGGACCUUCCUCUUCAUUGGUCAGGGGAUCCAGCUGUGCUUAUAUUGUCAGGAGUGGUACGCCCAGAUCCACUGCCCCCUCACAGAGAAAACAUUCUGGGGACUGGUUACUCCACGCUCAUGGUCAUGCCGUUUAUGAUUGGGACUAUAGUAGCUGCUUAACAAUAUAUCUCUAUCUCCAAACAUCUGUGAUGACCACAGUAUGUUCUAAUGUUCUUCCAGAUAUAGGAAACUGACAUCCGAGAGGCUGAAA